Messenger RNA from Vicia villosa (hairy vetch), 1731 nucleotides. Its product is annotated as serine/threonine-protein kinase WNK8-like. Gene Ontology annotation, biological process: protein phosphorylation; intracellular signal transduction. The record is from RefSeq and is a predicted model, not a curated record. Gene Ontology annotation, molecular function: protein serine/threonine kinase activity; ATP binding. The coding region runs from base 862 to 1545 and encodes 227 amino acids. NCBI's taxonomy places the organism in Eukaryota, Viridiplantae, Streptophyta, Magnoliopsida, Fabales, Fabaceae. The transcript has 9 exons. Gene Ontology annotation, cellular component: cytoplasm.
AAAUGGAGCGUGCGAAGCUUGAAAUGGAACUAGAAGAGGAGAGAAAAUCGCGUAAUCAAUGGAUGAAAGAGGAACAGAUGAAAAUUGAAAAUUCAAAUACUACAUCGUUCUCGAUCUCAAACUGUGGGACGGAUGACAACCAGGCUCCUAAAUAUUCGAGGAGACAAGGAUUUAUGGAAGAGUACAGUGACUUUAACAGUGCGUCUCAAGGAGAUAUAUUUAAAUCCCCCUGUUUAAAGACAGCAAGUGCUUUUGUUGUCAAGCGAUCAAAGAAUUCAUCAUUGCUAGAUAGUAGUCCGCCAGAUAGUAGUCCUCUUCCAAACGCUUUCAGCAAUGUGGCCGAUGAAGAUAUGUGGUUGAAAAUGAACAAUGGUUAUGUUGCGGACCUUGAUUCUCUUCAAUUGACUCCUCCUCGAAAUUAUCAAUCAUUCCCACCAAGCGAUACAACUCCUUAAUGUUCUUCACAAGUAUGCCAAUGAGGACGUGUCAAUAGGAGCUUGGUUUAUUGGACUUGAUGUGGAGCAUAUCGAUGAUCGUAGACUUUGCUGUGGCACUCCUCCAGAUUGUGAAUGGAAGGCGCAAGCAGGCAACAUUUGUGUUGCUUCAUUCGAUUGGAGCUGCAGUGGUAUAUGUAGGUCGAUUCCUCUCUGGUUUUUUGUGAGGGGGAUUUUCUUGUGUAUUGACGUCGUUAUGGAUUUUGAAACUGAAACUGAUGUUGGUGUUGUGGAGAAAGAUCCAACUUUGCGUUACGUACGGUAUGAUGAAAUGUUAGGGAAUUGAGCUUUUAAGACUGUGUAUAAGGCUUUUGAUGAAGUAGAUGGAAUAGAAGUUCCUUGGAACCGAAUUUGUAUAGAGGAUGUUAUGCAAUUACCCGAAAAUUUGGAGAAGUUGUAUUCUGAGGUUCAUCUCCUUAAGUCACUGAAACAGGAAAAUAUUAUCAAGUUGUAUAGCUCUUGGGUGGACGAAAAGACAAGGACUAUUAACAUGAUUACUGAGUUGUUUACUUCUGGGAGUUUGCGACAGUAUAGGAAAAAACAUAAGAAUGUGGAUAUGAAAGCUAUCAAGAACUGGGCGAGGCAGAUUCUUCGUGGCUUGUGCUUUCUGCACAGUCAUAAUCCUCCUGUUAUUCACAGGGAUCUUAAAUGCGAUAACAUUUUUGUUAACGGGAACAAUAGGCAAGUUAAGAUUGGAGAUCUCGGAUUGGCAAUUAUCAUGCAGCAGCCUACUGCCCGGAGUGUUAUUGGUACUCCAGAAUUCAUGGCUCCUGAGCUUUAUGAGGAAGAAUAUAAUGAACUUGUUGACAUAUAUUCCUUUGGCAUGUGUAUCUUGGAAAUGAUCACCUGUGAGUACCCGUAUAGUGAAUGCAAAAAUCCGGCGCAGAUAUAUAAGAAAGUUACCUCUGGUGUAAAGCCUGCUGCUCUUGCUAAAGUGAAUGAUCCUGAAGUGAAGCAAUUUAUAGAAAAGUGUUUAGUUCCAGCAUCUAUGAGAUUGCCUGCAUCUGAAUUGCUGAAAGACCCAUCAUCAACAUCAACAGCUAUUGGUUAAUACAUUGUCCUCUUUGAGUAAACCCUUAUAAUUACAAUUCUUCUGCUUUUACUCAAGAGAGGAAGCUUUGUAAUCCAGGGACAACUACUUCCUUUCUUAGGGACCAUGGUCUUCUUCAAGAUGUUGUUCCUUCACAUAUGUUAAAGGAAGAGUAAAUAUAUGAUUUGAUAAAUAGCUUCAUUAUUA